UUUCUUUCUGUGCAGCUGCCUUCCGCUUAAGUUAGGCGCCAUCGCCAGGCAGCUGUCGAUUCUUCCAACGAACCCCGUCGAGGUCGCAUUACAUACUUGAGUUGAGAGAGAGAGGGGGUGGAUCGCAAUUCCAAUCGCUAGGAGAGGUGAGAGAGUUGAUGUUUUAGUGUGCUAUCUAUCGGAACAACCCUAAGGUUUCUUGGAGGACAAAACGAGAGAGAGAGCGGGCGAAAGAGCAAGGAGGAGGAGGAGGAAGAGGGGAGUGUGGAGUGUUCCGAAAGUGAGAUCGACGGGCUGUUAUGGUGGUCAUUAGUCUAUGGCAGAAGGGAGUGGAUGAGACGAGGAGGAGGAAGAGGAGGAGCGGUUGCGGUUGUUGAGCGGUGCGCGUGUGGAGCGGCGGGUGAAGAGGAUGAAUCAGCUGCCGGAGGAAGAGGGGGUGGAAGAGGCGCGACGGGAGAGCAAUGUGAUUGCGAUUGGUGGUGGUGUGUUCUGUUUCGGGAGUAUUCCCGCGGUGUUGGAUGCGGGGCGGAGUAAUGGUAAUGGCGGGGUGAGUGAUGGGAAUGGGAAUGGGAAUGGGAUUGAGAUCGGGAGGGAGAGAGAAGAGGACGUGGGAGAGAGUGAUAAGGGAGGGCGAGGGGAGACUCCCAGGAGUAACGGAGGAGCGCGGGAAGAGGAUGAUGAGCGGGGUGAAGUGGAUAUGGAGAGGGAGAAUGCGAUGAGUGAGAGUGAGAAUGGAGGAGCUUGUCGCGGUAGUGGAAUGAAUAGGUCUGGAGGAGUUGAGGAGAUAGAGAUGAGCCCAGGAGAGCAGGAGGCAGAGGGAAAGGGCCGGAGUGCUGAUAAGAUGGUGAGGACGGACGCUUUGUCGCUAAAUGCAUCCGGGGCAAUCAUUGACAGAUCUCUUAGAUCAGGUCGGGAAAGCGCUAUGAAUGUGGAGCGCCCGGCCUGCGAGGUAGUUCAGUCUGUGGAACCGGGCGCCGAGGAUUCGAACUUAGUGCCGGAAGUCAACGGAUCGAUGUGUGGCGAUGCCCAAUCGAAAGCCCUGGAUGAAAGAUCCAUUGAUAUUGGCAGUGUAGCCAGCGAAGUCGCUGACCAAGAUUGCGGCCGCAUCGAGUCCAGCACGGUAAAUGAAGACGGAGAAUUACGAGUGAAAUGUAGACCCCGGCCUUUGCCUCCCGUGGUUACAUCAGCUGAUGAAAGAAGCAUUGCACUGUCGUGGGUAGGAUGCCCGGAAGAGGUCUCAUAUUACCUAGAUUACGCGUGCAGUGAAGUUUCGAUGGUGCAAAAGAAAGACCGAAAUUCUAUUGCCACUGGCAGGGAGCUCGGACACAAGUGGACGUCUAUAUUUUGCGGUGACGACAGAAGUUACAAGGUGUACGACUUGAAACCUGGAACUUCUUACUCCUUCCGUCUACGAGUUACUCCCAUCGUUGUUUCGCCCUCUGCAACAUUGCCCUCGCCUUCGUUAUCGGAUAUUGCCAUAUUUUGUACAAAACCAGCCGCACCCUCUCCACCGCUAGAGCUCGUAUUGGUUAAUAGAGCUCGCACAUCGUUGAAGGUGAAAUGGACUAAGCCUACAGAAACUGGAGGGCUACCUUUGGAAUAUGUUGUAGAGAUGAAUCCACCGCCUGGGAAAGAUUCUGUUAAUGGUGUUUAUCCUAGCACUUUGGAUGAAUUUGUGGGUGUAUACAAUGGAAAGGAGGAAGCUGUGAAGGUCACCCGGUUGCUCCCAGGAACAUUGUAUAAAUUUCGAGUAUUGGCUGUUAAUUCUGUUGGGCACAGUGAAUUCAGUAAAGUGUAUUCUUUUCAAACUGCCGCAUCAGUCCCAGCAGCGCCGGAAGCUCCUACACUUGUGACUGCAACCGCUACCUCAAUGAUUGUCGAGUGGCAGGAGCCUAGUAAUUCUGGGUCUCCCAUCACCGAAUAUACACUCGAACAUGAUGACGGUGAUAGCGGUCCUUUCGUCACUGCAUACACUGGACGGCAACUGUGCUACACUAUGGAAGGAUUAAAAAGCGGACAUGUGUAUCGUGUUCGAGUGAUGGCUCACAAUGAGAAAGGGAAAGGACCGUUCAGUAGGCCAGGAGAGCUUCUUACUAAUUUUGCUAGCCCGAGUCCUCCGGCUCCUCCUUCUAUCAGAGAACGCAGUACCACAAGCAUAACUAUAUCCUGGGGCCCUUCUGAACGUGAUGGUGGAAGUCCAAUAACAGCAUACGAGGUCGAGAUGAAAAGAUUUAUGAGGAACAACUGGACUGCAGUGAUGUAUUAUGGAAGCUGUACUACCUAUACUGUGACUGGACUUUGUCCUGGUGAACUCAUUGGUGUGCGCGUUCGAGCCGUUAAUUUGAUGGGUAAAAGUGGGUGGUGUAGUGAAGCUCGGUUUGGUACGUUACCUGGUCUACCUGAGGCACCAUCAGAUCCUGUCGCAGUCGAUGUUGGGAGCCGUAGCAUCGUAUUAGAGUGGUGUCCUCCUGUACAUGACGGCGGAUCUCAAAUCGUUUGCUAUCGCUUGGAGGCAAUCAUUCGGAAAGAGGAUGCUACUAGUAUAGGAAGUGUACAAGAUGAAGAAAGCAGGGUUCUAGCUGUAUAUCGUUCCGAGAAGUGCCGGUUCAAAAUUAGUGGGCUCGAACCAGGUGCUUCGUACUGCUUUCAGGUCCAGGCAGUCAAUAAGCUUGGAGCUGGGCCCUAUAGCGGGUUAAGUGUGUUGACGACGCUCUCUGGUCCGCCAGCAGCACCAGAGCCCCCAGUCGCGGCGAGAAAGGCAUCCGCAAAUUCGAUAUCUUUGAGGUGGUCUCCACCCUGUAGCAAUGGGGCACCGAUAGAGCUCUAUUCACUUCAGAUGGUGGUUCUCGGAUAUGGAGAAAAAUGUAUAUCUGGUUGUGAUGACAGUACUACUAGUGGUUGCGAUAUCCAAGGUGGAGAUAUUUCAAGCUUAGCGAACCAGAGGGUUCAUAGUGAUUCUUUCAGCCCAUUUUCAGACGGUCCACCACACUCCCCAUCUCAUAGUACGUCUUCAGACUCAAGUCGAGGUACCAGCACCUGGGAAAGCGAAAAGUCUUCGCAAAAGAAUAGGACUUCACCUAGUUAUGCAGGUACUAGCGAAGAUGAGCAUGAUGUGCAUGGCGUUCAGUACAAAAGGAGUGUCGACGGACAAGUCACUUUAUUCCGGCCUUUUGACCUAGGUUUAAUUAUAAAUGGAGCCCGUAGUAAUGUAGCUCUGUGUGACGCCUACAGUGGUCCAAGCACAGCGUAUACUGUCAACAAGCUCCAACCACACACAAGUUAUGCUUUUCGAUUACAGGCGCGAAAUGCCGCAGGGCUGAGUGAAUUCAGUGCUUUUUCUAUCAUGAUGACGUCCCCGGCAGCUCCAUGUGCUCCUUGUCCUCCAGUAGUCAUUGAGGAAACAUCAUCGUCGUUGACCAUAAGAUGGGAGGUUCCAGAACAAGACAAUGGCUCUCCUGUGUUUCGGUUUACCCUUGAAAUGCUAAAAGUGGAAUUCGAUGGGGAAGGAAUGUUGCCCAAGGAGCGGAGCAGUCAGGUUCUUAGUAACCAAAAGAAGUCUUCUAAGAAAAAAAUGACCAAGAAAGAAGCUAUUGUCCUACAAACGUCUGUGUGGAAUCCAGUUUAUGAUGGAAGCGGUCUACGACAUGAAGUCUCAGACUUGUUGCCUGGAAAGAAGUAUACUUUUCGGGUGAUAGCCCACAAUUUGUUAGGUAUGUCUCCUCCAAGUUUAGUUACGGAGGCCACUACCCUGCCUUCUGCCCCUGGAGCACCAGCACCGCCUACUUUCAGUAGAGUCACGCCCACAAGUGUGCACAUAAAGUGGUCGUCCCCUACACGGACUAAUGGCGAUCCAGUUAGGAGCUAUAUGCUUAUGAUGGAUGAUGGCCAAGGAGGUCCUUUGGCAAAGGUACAUGUGGGUGGCUCAACAUCCUACAAGGCAAUGAAGCUCCAACCUGCUUCUAGAUAUCGUGUUGCAGUACAGUCGUUUAACAAUUUUGGAGCGGGGGAACUUAGUGACAUAGCCGUCAUUGAGUUGCCAAUGGCUCCUCCACCAGCACCUUCAACUCCCAAAGUCGAUUUUCCUAUCGAGGGUGGACAGGCACCAUUAGUGCUUGUCAAUAAACCAAGACCUUCGCUUCUGGAGUUCAUGGAGGUAGUCAAUUCAUUCAAACAGGUCAGUAGGAAUGUGCAGCAGCCAUGGUCCUUGCAGAUACGGCGUUGGUUAUCUGGUAUAGGAGUUUCGGUUACUUUGCUUGCCGCAAUCAUCGCAAAUCGUUAGAAUUGGGAGAGGAUUUCUCUCAGGGGAAGGGAACAUUUGUCCCUUAAUAUAGAAACCCCCGGUUUCCAGAAUUCACAUUCACAAACCUCUAUGCUUAGUAGAUAGUCUCCUCGCGAGGAAGCAUGAGGAAUUAUGAAGAGUAAUAUACAUUCAUGAUCAAGAUUCUGUCAAGAUUUAGGGUCCAUUAAUCAAGAUUCUGGCCUGAGUAGACUCGGGAGAUAGGGUUCUGCCUACAUACUGGUAUAUAAAUGUAAACACUUUGCUGCAAUGCACAUAGUCAGAUUCCUAAAAACGAAAAUUUCAUCAAA
Molecule: messenger RNA, 4587 nt
Organism: Physcomitrium patens
Lineage: Eukaryota; Viridiplantae; Streptophyta; Bryopsida; Funariales; Funariaceae
Molecular function (GO): protein binding
Source: RefSeq, a predicted model, not a curated record